AUGAGCACCUCAGAGGGCCAGGGAGACGCUCCAGCGGGCUCGCCUUCGUCUCGAGGCGCGAUCGCGGUGGUUGGUCUCGCGUGUCGCUUCCCAGGCGAUGCCACCGACAUCACUGGCCUUUGGCAGAUGAUGGAGGAUGGCAAUAGUGCCUGGACUAAGAUCCCAGAGUCUCGCAUGAAUGUGCGUGGCUACUAUCAUCCUGACCCAAGCCGCCAAGGAAGUUUUCAUUUUCGUGGGGCACACUUUUUGCAGAACGAUCUGGCAGAAUUUGACGCAGGAGCGAUUGCUGGCGGGGUUUGCUUGAUCCUCACCCCCAACACCAUCCUGCCCAUGACCUCGGUAGGCUUCCUGAGCUCAGAUGGAAAGUGCUUUGCAUUCGACUCUCGCGCCAACGGCUACGGCCGCGGGGAGGGCGCUGGCAUUGUCAUUCUACGCAGGCUCGAGGACGCAAUCGCCAGCAAUGACGUCAUCCGGGGAGUGAUUCGCUCGACGGCAAGCAACCAAGAUGGCCGCACGCCCGGCAUCACCAUGCCCAGCCAGGAACGUCAAAUGGGCAACAUCGUCCAGGCCUACCGCAAGGCCGGGCUCGACACGGACAGGACCGAGUUUGUCGAGUGCCACGGCACAGGCACCAAGGCAGGCGAUGUGCGCGAGCUGGAGGCCAUCUACCGUGCCAUAUCGAUCGGCCGUGACGUCGAUAACCCGAUUAUCGUCGGCUCCGUCAAGACAAACAUUGGCCAUCUCGAGGGCGCCGCUGGUGUUGCGGGUGUCAUUAAGGCGGUCUUGGCUACAGAGAAGGGCUUCAUUCCGAAGCACGUCAACUUUGUCGAGCCGAACCCGAAUAUCGACUUUGAAGGCUGGCGAGUACAAGUCCCCACGGAACUGACCCCCUGGCCCGUGCCUGGUCUCCGGCGAGCAAGCGUCAACUGCUUUGGCUUUGGCGGCACCAACGCCCACGCCAUCAUCGAGGAUGCGGCACAUCACCUGUCGGAAGCAAAUCUGGCCGGCUUCCAUGCCAGUCAUCUCUUUCCUGGAGACAGGCUCCUGCAGCCUACCGAAGCCGAUACUCAAGGCUUUGCUGGUGGUGACGCUCCUCGGUUGUUCGUCUACUCGGCACAUGAAGAAGACCGCAUUUCUUUGGUAGCUCAAUCACAUGCACCCUACCUCCGCAGGCGCUUAGAGAAUGGAUCAGCGACUUCACAACUGAUGAACCAGUACGCACACACGCUGCUAGAGCGCCGAUCCAAGCUUGAGUGGAAAGCCUUCUUGAUUGCCCGCAGCCCGGCAGACCUUCUCCGGAAGAUCUUCAACUUUGACAAUAGCUUGGUGAUGGACUCGCCUCGAGACGCUCAAGUCCGGCCUGCCCUCGUCUUUUGCGGACAAGGGGCUCAGUGGUACGCCAUGGGGCGAGAGCUGCUGAGCUACACGGUCUUCAGGAGCAGCAUCAAAGCUGCCGAUUCGUACAUUCGGCAUGAGCUGGGCGCAGGAUUCAGCCUGCUUGAGGUGCUGAUAGCAGACCAGGACAACUCUCAAGUCGACCUGCCGCAGAUGUCGCAGAUCUCAACUACCGCCGUUCAGGUGGCGCUCGUUGAUGUCCUCCACGCGAGCAACGUGGUCCCGGUCGCCGUGUUGGGCCACUCUUCGGGCGAGAUCGCAGCAGCAUAUGCCGCCGGUGCCAUAACGCGCGAGAGCGCAUGGAAGAUUGCCUACCACCGUGGCCACUGUGUGGCAUCUUGGCAACAAAAAGAUGGUGCAACGCGCGGUCGGAUGCUUGCAGUUGGGCUUUCGGCUAGGGACGUACAGACGUUUAUCGAUCAGACCUCGGAGGGCAGUGUCCAAAUUGCUUGCCACAACGGCCCCUCUUCCGUCACUCUCUCCGGUGACGAGGCUGCGAUACUCGAGGCUCAAAACAACCUGGCCGAGUCUGGGAUUUUCAGUCACCUUGUGCCUGUUAAUGCUGCAUAUCACUCCCAGCACAUGGAACAUGUCGCCAGUGACUACCUGCAGAGACUCAAGUCCAUCAAGAUCCAAGACGCAACGCUGGGUCCGGUUCUGUACUCUUCCCUGACGGGCUCCGAGAUUUCUCCCAGAAGACUGGGCGCCAAGCACUGGGUCAAGACGCUGACGUCUCCUGUCCUCUUUCAUCAGGCGGUACAGGCCAUGAUGAAGAAUGCGAACCCAACCGUUAUAGUAGAGGUCAGCCCCACCGGCACCUGGGAGGGGACUAUCCGUCGCAUCCUCACCGCCAUGGACUAUCGCGAGCCGGUUCCCUACUUCAGCGUCCUCCAGAACGACACGAGCGCAAUGGCCUCUACGUUGCAGGUGCUCGGCGAGCUCUGGACCCGUGGCGUUCCCAUCAAGAUGGACUGGACCUACUCCACGUCUCAGUCUCACCAAAAUGGUCUUGUGUCGACCAGCCGCCCACCGCAGCACCUACACGAUCUGCCCCCUUACCCCUGGAACCAUGACAAGCUAUACUGGUACGAGUCUCAGCUGUCAAAGAACAACCGCUUCCGCACCCACGGGAGGGAGGAUCUCAUCGGCGCACCUUUUGACUUGGGAAUCAAGACCGAAAAGUCAUAG
This is a messenger RNA of Pyricularia pennisetigena, 2583 nucleotides long. RefSeq lists its product as uncharacterized. The transcript is spliced from 3 exons. The record is from RefSeq and is a predicted model, not a curated record. Gene Ontology annotation, biological process: secondary metabolite biosynthetic process; fatty acid biosynthetic process. The coding region runs from base 1 to 2583 and encodes 860 amino acids. Gene Ontology annotation, molecular function: fatty acid synthase activity. Lineage: Eukaryota; Fungi; Ascomycota; Sordariomycetes; Magnaporthales; Pyriculariaceae.